GGGGCGGGGGCUGUUUGUCUGCUUUUAAGGCACUGGGGGGCAGGUGACUCAGCAUUUUCCUGGCUCCUUUUAACCCAGGGCGGGAUCCAUCUGCUCCGCAGCUGCAGCGAGAGAGACCGAGAUGCCUGGCCCCUUCACCAUCACCUACUUCCCCGUGCGCGGGCGCUGCGAGGCCGUGCGGAUGCUGCUCAGCGACCAGGGGCAGGAGUGGCAGGAGGAUGUAGUGACCAUGGACCUGUGGCAGAAGGGAGAGCUCAAGAAAUCCUGUCUGUUCGGGCAGCUGCCUAAGUUUCGGGAUGGCGACUUAACCCUGUACCAGUCCAACGCCUUCCUGCGGCACCUGGCCAGGACCUAUGUGCUAUAUGGGAAGGAGCUUGGGGAGCCGGCCCUGGGUGGGGGUGGGUUCCUGGGGGAGCAGCUGGGCCCUGACCCCUGUCUCCCGCAGGAGAACGGUAAAGCGGCCUAUGUGGAGGGACUGCCAGGACAGCUGCGCCCCUUUGAAACCCUGCUGUCCCAGAACCGCGCCGGCAAGGCCUUCAUCGUCGGAGAUCAGAUCUCUUUUGCAGACUAUAACCUGGUGGAGCUGUUGCGGAACCACCUGGUGCUGGCACCCGGCUGCCUGGCCUCCUGCCCUCUGCUGGCCGCUUAUGUGGAGCGGGUGAGUGCCCGGCCCCGCCUGCGCACCUACCUGGAGUCGGCCGCCCACCGUGACCGGCCCAUCAAUGGCAAUGGCAAGCAGUGACCCCCAUGGAUGGACGGAGGGGGCACUCCCGAGGCUCAAUAAACAGCUCCCAGACCAG
Messenger RNA from Trachemys scripta elegans, 800 nucleotides. RefSeq names its product glutathione S-transferase pi 1 (gene GSTP1). Lineage: Eukaryota; Metazoa; Chordata; Testudines; Emydidae. The coding region runs from base 122 to 742 and encodes 206 amino acids. The record is from RefSeq and is a predicted model, not a curated record. Gene Ontology annotation, molecular function: glutathione transferase activity. The transcript is spliced from 7 exons. Gene Ontology annotation, cellular component: cytosol. Gene Ontology annotation, biological process: glutathione metabolic process.